AUGGCUUCAUCGUGGCUUCGCAGUCUCACUUUGCCUCAGUUGGCUGUCCUGACGCUGAGUGUGGGCGUGGUCUACAUUGUCGGGAUCGCCAUCUAUCGUAUCUACUUUCAUCCACUGUCCAAGUACCCAGGACCGAAGCUCGCGGCAGCCACUCGUCUCUGGUGGACCUGGCAUCAGUUGCGUGGCAAAUUUCCCUUGACCGUCCAUGAGCUUCAUUUGAAACAUGGUGAGAUUGUCCGGAUCGCUCCGACAGAAUUGUCCUUCACAGGAGCGGAUGCCUGGAAAGAAAUCUAUGGUUUCCGCAGUGGACUUCCCGAGAAUCGCAAGGAUCCUGGAGAGAACACCGAUGCCGACAAGAGACAUCCCACGAUCAUCAAUGCGGACCGGAAGACGCACGGAGACUUGCGCAAGCUUCUGUCCAACGCCUUCUCAGAUAAGGUGUUGAAGGGUCAAGAGCCGGUCUUGCUGCACUACAUUGACCUCUUGGUGACUCGCCUCCACGAGGUGGUGGACAAGGGAGAGCCGGUGGAUAUCGUGAAGUGGUUCAAUUACGUGACCUUUGACAUCAUUGGGCAUUUGGCGUUUUACGAAUCCUUUGACUGCCUCAAAAACACCGAGUAUCACCCGUGGAUGUCGAUGAUCUUCAACGCCAUCAUGUACGUGCAUUACAUUCGCACCUUCCAGCGCUUCAUCGACGUUCGGUCGAUCAUUCUGGCCAUUCUGCCCAAACGCAUCGUCGAACGGCGCAAGUGGCAUAUCGGCCUGGUGGAAGAAAAGGUGAUGCGCCGAAAGACACAACACCCAGACUACAUUGAUUUCAUGAGCCACCUGAUCCAGGCCGAAGAGAAAGGCAAAUUGACCAACCCAGACCUGGUGGCCAAUGCUAAUCUCAUGGUCAUUGCGGGGAGUGAGACGACGGCGACGAUCCUGUCCGGCACGAUCUACUAUCUGUGCACUCACCCUCGCGUGAUGCAAAAGCUCCUCGAUGAAGUCCGCACCUCGUUUGAGUCCAGUGAGGAGAUCAACAUUGCCCGAAUUAGCCGACUGAGUUACAUCAAUGCCGUGAUCGACGAAUCUUUCCGACUCUAUCCCCCGGCUGCGGGCAGUCAUCCUCGCAUUACGCCGCCCGAGGGGGCCAACAUUAUGGGCGAAUGGCUCCCUGGCAAUACCUCAAUGGGUAUGGCUCAAUAUGCUGUGUUCCGCUCGCCCGCCAAUUUCAAGGAUCCGGAGCUGUAUCUGCCAGAGCGUUGGCUCGAUACAGACGGUCCCUAUGCUCACGACAGACGCGAAGCUUUGCAGCCGUUCUCCUUUGGUCCACGAAACUGCAUCGGUCGAAAUCUGGCCAACAUCGAGUUGAGACUGAUUCUUGCUAAGAUGCUGUGGCACUUUGAUUUCGAACUCAUGCCAGAAUGCCGCCAUUGGCCUGAUGAACAGUACAUCUACACCUCGUGGGAGAAGAUUCCGCUCAAAGUUCGAAUCACUGCUCGCAAGUGA
Penicillium oxalicum is the source of this 1494-nucleotide messenger RNA. Its product is annotated as cytochrome P450. The transcript is spliced from 5 exons. Gene Ontology annotation, molecular function: iron ion binding; oxidoreductase activity, acting on paired donors, with incorporation or reduction of molecular oxygen; monooxygenase activity. The record is from RefSeq and is a predicted model, not a curated record. The coding region runs from base 1 to 1494 and encodes 497 amino acids. NCBI's taxonomy places the organism in Eukaryota, Fungi, Ascomycota, Eurotiomycetes, Eurotiales, Aspergillaceae.